UCGAUUUACUUGAAAUAUUCAUGAGGGUUCAAUAUUUAAUAUGUUAGCAAACUAUUUUUAACACUACUUUGCGUCCAAUAUUCUUUUAUGCAACGCUUGGAAUUUAUGUUUCUUAGAGAAGAUCGAUAGAAACUAAGACAGUAAUUUCCUUUUACAAAAAUAACAGGCUUGUGAAUCAUAACAUAAUAUAGACCGAUAAAUUUAACACUGCUCUAUUUAAACUCUAAAGAUAAACAACUGACCAACAAACCAGGUGCUUUAUGUGGGCAUGUGUGCCCCCUCCAGUCCUCUUCAGCUAAGAUCAAUAAUCCUAACUGAAGGGAGACAGUGGUUGUAUUCAGUGAGAAGGGGUGCGUGAAUCAAGUCAUUCUAUAGGUAAAGCCUGUUGCUGCUACCACAUUUCGCAAGUUCGCAGAACGUGCUGCAUUAAACGCCAUAUUAAUUGUCUAUCAUAAGACUGAUUACCAUUUACAAGAUUUAGUGAUGUGCUGUGGACAUAUCGAAGGAUUAUGGAGAGGCUGGCUAAUUGGACUAGUGAUAUAAACGCAACAUCAGUACCUGUCUCAGGACAAAACUGUGUGUCAAAUUCAUCAAAUUCUGCAUUUCUGGCAGACAAAUCACUGGUCACAGCACCGUCGUGGAGUGCGAUACAACAAGACACAAGAUGGGCGUUUCUAUUACAUGCAUACAGCUUUGCAUGCCUCUUCUUUGUACUGGGGUUUUACACAUUCUUCUCUAUUUUAAAUUUAAGAUCUCUCAUAUCUACCAGGCCGUUUAUGUCCACGAUUAACAUAUUCUUAUGUUUACUUGGGGCAUCGAGAGCCGCUUCUUUGUUUAUAGACGCGUACAAUUUUAAAGAGAUUCUGCCCAAAGUUAUUGGCUCAAUUAUAUGGGACAUUGGAUAUCCAUGCAUUACAUCUGCCUUUUGUCUGAUACAGCUAGCUUUCCUGCAAUUGACGAAGCUGAAAUUUGGUCCAGAGAAGAUACAGAAGGAAUCCUGCCUCAGCCUCAUUAUAGCAGCACACUUUUUCUCCAUUAUCACCAGUGACGUUAUUUUGUCCUCCCACAAUUGCUACAUGUUGAAAUACAUGAUCCAAGUGGCGUUUCUUAUUUGGAGCGUUCUUUUGUACCUUGCGUUUUUACAUGCAGCUUACAAAAUUGAUCAUUUACUUCAGACUAUGCCAAGCAGUAUGUUGACGCGGGAUAAUUCCAAUGCACAUCAGAAAGGUAUCAUGCAACUCGCAAUGUUGGCACCGUAUAGCAACUUGGCGACUUCAGUUGCUGCCGCGCUAGUACCUACUUUACUUGGUCCAGCUAGAAUGAAAGGCCCAGAGGAAAGUGAACCUGCAAACGUAACUAAGAAUGUGGAGGAACCGCCCGCGGAAGGAGAAUCGCGAGUCACAAUUGCCGCCAAAGUGUGCAAACUAGAGGGACCAGCGCAAAAGGAAGUACAGAAUACAAUACCUACGUGCACCGUACAAUCACCGUCUCAGGAACAAAAGUCGUCGGUACCGGAAGUCUACGUUAGGCCACCGACCCCUACCCCGUCGACCGCUAAUCUGCCGAUUAUAACAGUGUCCAGCCCAAGUCGUAGAAGCUCUAUGGCCAGCCGACGAGGCAGUGACACAUCCACCAAAUCUUCGCGCAGGAAUUCGGAAUGUAGCGUCAGAUUUGUAAACGAGGAGAAUGGAUCCAUGACGGAAUACAAACGCACGACGGAGGGUAGCCCCAGACCUUUACCGAGGAUGCGAGAGGAGUUUGAGAGGAACCGUUCGCCCGAGAGCCCACGACGAUACUCGGAAAAUAUCACGCCGACAGGCAGCACUAGGGAACUGCGACGAUGCUCCGACUUUACCCACGAGAAGAAUCGUGGCUCGCAAUUUGCAACCAAGCUGCGGAGGAAUAGCGAUUUUGGUAAUAGAACACCCAGAAGAUUGUUGCCGUCUGAUGAACAAUCUAGAUUGCCCAAAGUCCUGGAUGUUAGCCCUACAGGUUCAAGACGCAAUUCUGAUAUUGGUACUUUCAUAUCACCCAGACCCGAAGAGCGUAGAAAUUCCGAGAGUUCCUAUCGACGUAACUCCGAAUUCAUUCAUAUUAAGCCGUUAAUUAUAAAUCGUCGAAGCAGCGAUAUCAGUAUCAGAACGUUAGACAGAAGUCCUACACACUUUCAGAGCAUAGUACCUGUUAAGACGGAGGUGCAGGAGAAAUCUGAAUCAGAUUCAGAUCAUCCUGAUUGCAGCGAGAAAGCGGCACUGAUGAACGAAAAGUCGAAGAGCAAAGACGAAGAGCCGAAAGUACGCAAAAAGAAUUUGUCAUGGAAUGAUAAAAAUAUUGAAGACCCAGAAGACAUCACACCGGAGACUAAUUUACUUCCCGAAAAUACAUCUGGUGAAGCAAGAAUAAUGAGCACGGACUUUACGCUACAUUCGAUUCUGAAUCAUAUUGCGUACGUGAAUCGAGCGAAAUCCGAUACGCCACUGCAUAUACCGGAAACGGAUACCGCAGUUGCCAGAAAAUCUCAGAUGCAAAAAGUAUUAAAUGUUACGCGCGCUACUGCAAUUAUAGGAAUCCUCCUAUGCGUCACGGAUGCCUUUCGUAUUUUUGGACCAUAUGGACUGUUUGCUGAAACUGUACCGUACGGUACAGAACCAGCAUCGACGCAAUUUCCCAUGCCGUGGCCGUGGCUGUUAUACCAAACAAUACCCAGGAUAUUUGAAUUUGUGAUGGGCUGCGCCAUGGCAAAUAUAACUAAACAGCCAUCAGUAAGUCCACGACAUCAAUACCUGAGUAAUUAUCCUAAUUAUUCCCCGCGCGUAAAUCGAGGUAAUAAUCCUUAUAUAUGAAGCAAUAGUUUAUCUAAGCGUAAUCAUAAUUCAAAAAUCAAGAUGCCAAAUAAAAGGUUUCUUUUUUAAUUUCUUUCAUCAAAUCUUUUGAUAUAUUACUCUUUCAAGAUUAAUAUUUCUCAUAAUGGCUUCGCGAUUACUUUAAAAAUGGAUUUUACAAACGUAUGUAUAUCACUCUCAGUAAGCGAAACAAUUUAUGUUCGUCAGUUACCUUAAUAUUCUUUAAAAACUUACUGUUAAUUGGAAAAAUAAUUGUAACAAAAUUGCAUACUUAUUUUUAUACAUAGUUUUAAUUAUGAAUUGAUAACAAUUUUUAUCGAAGAUGCAUAUAAUUAUCAUGAUAAAAAAGAAAAAGGCGGAGUCUCAAAAAAUUCGCUAUAUAUGAAAACAUAGCAAUAGAUGAAUAUAACAUUCUAAACAUGGAAUAAAUGUUUAGACAACAUUUAAUGACAAAUGCAAUAGAGUCAAGUAGCAUUUCUAAAAACCACUGUUUAUGCGAAGUGUUCAUUCGAAGCACAUACUCACAAAAACAGAUAUCUAUUUUUUAAAUUAGAUUAGUUUCCCGAUGAAUUAAUUUAAUGACUUCUACUGUGUUCUGAGAAAGAUACAUAUGCAUAUAUAUAUAUAUAUUUUUUUGCUGUUGAAUAAAUAAUAUAUAUAUAUAUCAUUUUUUAACUUACAUAUAAAAUUUGAAAAGGAUAUUUUCGAAGUAAAAAAGAAAAACAGAAAUAGACUGUAUAUAUAAACAAAGAUGUGAAAAUAGUAGGUGACUUUUAUUGAUAAUAUGUGAAAAAAAUAACGCGUUUUUACUGUGUGUCAAUCGCGCACCAAUGCUUAGAAAUAAAAGAACCCAAACUCUCCAAGUGCCCUACUACUAAAUGUUCAACAAAAUUACAACAAUGUUUAAUACAUAAAUGACUUAUCUGCAAGUUGAAUUUGUAACAGUGUUGUGAUCCUACAUGUGAUAUCAUAUUUAUGUGUUUAGAAUAGGAGGCCAUUUUACGCUUAUGUAAGCUUAAAUAACACUAUAUUCCGUGAGAUAAAAGACUGUAAAAGUGAGUUUAUGAUAAAAGCAGAGCUACAUCAUAGCUUUAUUGCAGUUGUAUACAAUUUAUCAUACUUUCAAGUCUUAUAUAAUUAAGAUAGCCAAUAUUUUAUUAUGUUGCUGUAUUUGUCUAUAUAUUUUAAUUUAUAAUAUAUUUUUUAAUUUUUACAAAUUACAGCUAAAAAUUAUAUUUAAUGUAUAGUAGUGUAUAUUUAUGUGCAUACUAUAAUUUUAUUUAUUAUGUGCAGUAUUAGAUAUUUUUGCAUUUUUUUACUUCUCUUUUUACAAGCAUUUAUAUUUAAUAAUGUUAACUUUCUAUUUAUGUAUAUUCUGUUUACCUCACUAAACCAAAUAUAGAACAAGUGAGAAAUCUAGUAGUAAUACUUACAAGAGCAUAAAAGGUCUCAGAGAGUAAUUAUCUGUUUGAAAUUUAUGGUAUGACAAAAGUAGUAAAAUCUAAAAUAUAAUAUUGAUGUUUCAUGUGCCAAAUACUCGUGUUAACUAUUUUAAAUGUUUACAAGAGAUACAAAGUCUUAUUAUCCUAACGUGAAUUCUUCUACAAAACUAUUAUAUAUAUAUAUAUAUAUAUAUAUAUAUAUAUAUAUAUAUAUAUAUAUAUAUCUAUAUCUAUAUUAUAGAUAAAUAUUUAUAUACAAUUGAAUGUACAAUAACAAACAAUUGUCGUUUUAAUCAAAUUGAUAAGGAUUCUGAAAUUAUAUAAUUGAUAUUUUUACUGAUGCAAGAUGGUAAUAUCGCAGUUCAAUAGUUAUACAUAAACAGGUAUAAAAUAUUAAAGUUUUCAAUAGACGCUCUCUAUUGCUCAAUAGAAGCUCUCUAUUGUUCUAUAUCUGAAUUAAUACUAUUAACAUUAAUAAUCAUUUCUUAACAUGACUAUUUGGUCAUUAAAUAUAUGUAAUAAAGUUGUGAAUUAUGAUACAUAUUAUAUAUAUAAAACAUUGAAUAUAUAUAUUUAAUCAAGAUGGAUUGCCAUAAUUGUUAUAAAUGAAUAACAAAAAAAAUGUGAAGAUCUUGAAAACAUUUUCAAAAUAUCUCGCCCAAAAGUAUAAAAAAUAGUUUAUAUCUUAUAUAGCACCUAUACAGCACUGACUUUAUUCUUAGCAAUAUAGUUCUGACCAAGAAAAAAAUAUUACUUAGAAUAAGAUUUUCUUUAUCCUCUCGGUUGAUUUUUAGAUAUUUUAUAUGUUCUGUCUCCGUACUAAGAAUUUUUUGUAGUAAUGUAGUAUAUAAGAUUUAAAAGUAAUAUACACUCCGCUAUUAUUUAUAUUGUUUAUCAUAUUAGACUCAGGAUCGUCAUAUUGUUAUGUUUAAGAGAUAUCAAUAUAAUCAACAACCAUGUAAAAGAUUAUUAAAAAAAAAAAAAAAAAAAAAAACAGAA
Molecule: messenger RNA, 5284 nt
Organism: Solenopsis invicta (red fire ant)
Lineage: Eukaryota; Metazoa; Arthropoda; Insecta; Hymenoptera; Formicidae
Exons: 9
Coding region: 510-2843 (777 amino acids)
Source: RefSeq, a predicted model, not a curated record